Molecule: messenger RNA, 3987 nt
Organism: Agelaius phoeniceus (red-winged blackbird)
Lineage: Eukaryota; Metazoa; Chordata; Aves; Passeriformes; Icteridae
Gene: SLC67A2
Product: solute carrier family 67 member 2
Biological process (GO): transmembrane transport
Molecular function (GO): transmembrane transporter activity
Source: RefSeq, a predicted model, not a curated record
AUGGCCGAGGAACAGCAGCAGCGCUGGGGCACGGGCGCUUUCCAUGUGGGUCCAACUGUGCAGGGGAUCCACCACCGUGCUCCUACAGCAUAUUUGUUUCCAAAGCCCCUCGGCUCCAGCUGGGUCCUCCUGCCCUCCCCAGAGCCUCAGGUCCCGAGGGCCCGGGUUGCAAAAUGUUCCCUGUACAAACACGCAGGAGGCAGGAAGUGCAAAGUCCUACAGAGGUGUGUGUGGGAGGGUGGCGGCAGGGAUCCCGACGGCUCCAGGCCGGCAGGGAGCCUUAUUCUUCCUCAUCUUCGCCCGAAAAAGAGGACACACUUAGGAUACCGCGCCAAACGAAACAACAGCGAGACUCUCCCCCGCCGCCGGCUCCGCCGCCUCGUUUCCGCCGAGCCGCGGGCACUGCGCAGGCCCUGCGCCGCCGCCCGCAUGGAGGAGGAGGAGGAGGAUGAGGCUGGCGGCGGCCGGGCGACCACAGCGAGCCCGGCCGCGUCCGCCCGCUUCGUGCGGUGCCUCUACGCGGUGGGAUUCCUGGAUUUAUUUGGGGUGAGCAUGGUGGUUCCUUUAAUGAAUCUUCAUAUCAAAUCUCUAGGAGCAAGUCAUACAGUUGCUGGAAUCAUAGGAUCUCUCUAUGGUAUCAUGCAGCUAUUUACCAGCACAUUUGUGGGCUGCUGGAGUGAUAUAGUAGGAAGACAGUAUUCCCUGCUUGCUUGUAUUCUUCUCAGUGCACUGGGUUACUUCCUUCUUGGAAAUUCCACCACAGUGUUCCUGUUUGCUAUUUCUAGAGUCCUUGUAGGUAUUUUCAAGCACACACUGUCCAUCUCUAAAGCGCUGCUGUCUGACCUGGUCUCGGAGAGGGAUCGCCCUUUAGUAAUGGGGCGCUUCAAUGCAGCCUCCAGUGUGGGCUUCAUUCUGGGACCUGUUGUUGGUGGCUAUCUUGCAGAGCUCAAAGGUGGCUUUUACCAAACGGCCUUCAUCUGUGCCUCCAUCUUCCUUCUGAAUGGUGGUCUUGUCUGGAUGUUACCCUGGAGUGAAGAAAACACUAGCAAUAGGAACCAUUACCAAGACAAAGAAACAAACAGUUUCUCAGCAAAAUCAAAUCAUAAACAUCACUUGAAAUCAGCAACUAGUAGAGCUGUGACAAACAGUAGUUUUUUCCAGUCUCCAUGGAUCCAAGCUGCAACAGUGCUGAAGAAAAUUAAAGGAAUAGCAUGCUCUAAUUUGUGGGAUGUAUUUUUAGUACGGUUCCUGAUGUCUGUUGCUAUACUGCUGUACUAUAGUAAUUUUACUCUGGCCUUGGAGGAGAGAUUUGGGGUGAAACCCUUGUUUUCUGGAUACCUCAUGAGCUAUAGCAGUGCGCUUGGAGUCCUGGCUGGUUGUUUGCUCGGGCCAAUAACAAGACUCUAUGGGCACAACACUUACAGACUUCUGUUGCACUCCAGCACUUUUACCUGCACACUGAUUCUCCUGUAUGCCUCAGCACCGAGCAUAUGGAUGGUCAUUCUGUCCUCCACCUUCUUGGCCUUCUCCACCACUAUUGGCCGUACCUGUAUCAUUGAUCUGGAGCUGACUGUCGGUGGGAACGAGGCCAGCGGGACGCUCCUGGGUGUGGGACAGUCAGUGACAUCAGUGGGACGUAUUAUUGCCCCACUCCUUUCUGGAAUUGCUCAGGAGUUCAGUCCUUGUGGCCCUCCAAGUCUAGCUGUGGGACUAGCAUUAGUUGCUAUUGUGAUAAUGAAUGCAAACAAACAAAAAUACCAUAGUCAUGGAAGUGGGAAGUUAAAGGAUCAGUAGUCACAAUUUUGGAUUGCACAGAUGUAUCUUCACCUGCCAGGCUUGUACAGUAAUUACAUGAUUUUUAAAGAGAGCACAUUAUGUUCCUGUGGAAACAAGUAUACAUGUGUAUUUCUGCUGCAGGGAUAUUUAGACAGAUGUUAUUCCAACAGGUUCCCAUUGUACUGGCUGUGAUUUUUUAAAUGUAUUUUUAACCUUUAACAUUCUUUUUGGAGGGGAAAAAAGAAUGUCGGCAAACGCACAAAUCCUGCUUGUAGCUCAUUUUUGAAACAGUGUUUAGAUUGAAAGAUUGUUUAAAAAGGGUGAAUCAGAGGUGAAUUUUUGUUAUUUAAUCAGGAGAAUUUGCAAUAUGUUUGGCCUUAAUUUCUUAUUUUGUGGUCUGUUUCCUUUUGUCUGUUAUGACAGUAGCUUAUAUAACAGGAUGUUUGCUUAUGUGAUUUUUGUGUAGCAUGUUUUGUCCAGAGAACUUUUUGCGGACAAUGGUUGGGCACUUUGGAGUAAUCAUGCAACCCCAGCUGACUCCUGGUCUUUCCCAAGUAACAGAAUUGGGUAUAUGCUAACUUCAUGUACUAGAAGACCUAAUCUUAGAAUAAUACAAGGCCAUUCAGACUGAAACUGAGGCUGAAUUUAAGUUUUAUUGAAAUUUGAACUGGUGGCUUCUGUUUAGUAAUAAUUUCUACUGAGGAACUUUGUCAUAAUUUCUUUAUUUAUAUUUCCUGUGCAAUUUUUCUACCUUCACUUUAAGAAUAAGUGUCCUUCUUAAUUCUCUCAAAUGACUAAAGGUGUGAGCAUCUAGCAGUAGUUCAUAGAUCUGGAUUAAUGCAUCCUGUCUCAUCUCAGCCAUAAGUGACAUUUUGGUGACAAGAGAAGUACAGUUUUGUUACUAUUUUAGUCCUCAUUUGUGUGCAUGGCUUAACUGAAGAGAGGUUACUCUCAGAUCUGUACAGAGUUGUAGCACUCCUGUGCUAUUUACUGUUCAAGCUCAUUACUUGAAAGUUACGAUUGUUUGUAUUUCAUAUGAAACAUGGAAAAAAUGUAUUUUGCUCCGAUAAUGUUCUCUAUGAUCUUCAUUACAUUACCUGAUGAAAGUACAAAGUCAACUAUGUAAGUGUUUGGUUGGGGGGGGUUAUGCAAUUUAGUUAUCCCUUGAACACAUCAGUGCACAGUCUUCCUGCUUCAGUCAGUCAUGGAUAGUGCUUGUAUUUAUUUUCAUUUUCUUCUUUACCUUUUCCACUGCCUACUAGCAUUCAAAUAUUUUCUGAAAACUCUGUGAUUCCAGUGGCAGCACCAUAGGAAUUCAUAUAUGGAACUCUAAAUUGUUUUAAUUUUAUUUCAGUACAUAUCCUCAGAGUUCUUUAUUACAGUAAUAUGUGUUUCAUUUCUCCCUAGGAACUUGAGGCAUUUUCAAGUCUCUUAUCUUCUCUUGCCUUUCUUGGUAGAUGCCCAAAACAUUGUUGCUUUAAAUUUCCUAUUUUGUUUCUUUCCAUCUUUUAAUUUUCUUAUUUUUUCCUUUACUUAAAACCUCCAUUCUGUAAGUAAGGGCAUUCUGUUUUGCAUCUCUAGCAAGGGGUUAAGGAAAAGAGUCAAAGGAAAAAAACCUUCAAAAAUUAAUGUAUAUGAAUGAUUUCGUAAUUUUUCCAAUACUUGUGGAUUAUAUGACAUAAUAUUUACCCUUCUAAAUUACUGCACUGAUUUAAUCUGACUUCUGUGUACAUCUAUCCUAAUAUAUAUCCUACUGAAUGGAGGCUAUAGAAGCCUCACAUUUGAGAAAUCUGUGGAAGCCUGUGGUCUUGGGAACUCGUAACACAUUUUACAGAAGUUUUUUACUUGUAGGCCAAAAUUAUUCCUGAAGUGCCACAGAAAUAUUUCUUUUCUGUAUUGGUACAGAAGAAUUGCACUAUAUUUUUUUUUCUUUAAGGACUUUAAGAAAUAAAAUGAAGUGACAUUAUGUAUGUAUCAUUAUGUCACUGUGGUUUUCUUCCCAUCUUCCUCUGCUGAAGCUACAGCACAAAAUAGAAGUGUUCAAGUCAAUGUGAAGUGUGGAUGCUUUAUUUUUUUUUCCUCAAGCUGUGGUUAAAAUCAUUUGAAUCUGUCUACAUUUCUCAUAAAGGGCACAGGAACCAAGGAUUCAACCAAUAAGUGGCUUGGCAGUGAAUGAAAAAGACGAAAUAAAAUAAAAUGGAGAACUCUGCA